Messenger RNA from Spirometra erinaceieuropaei, 639 nucleotides. Lineage: Eukaryota; Metazoa; Platyhelminthes; Cestoda; Diphyllobothriidea; Diphyllobothriidae. The record is from the annotation of a GenBank genome assembly.
AUGAUCAUCUACCACGAUUUGCUUAGCGGUACGUCUCCCUAAUUUCCUGAUCCAUGGGCCACUUUUUUAUUACGAGAGUAACGCAUUGUCUUUUUAGAUGGCGAGAUGUUCAGCGACAGCUUCAAAGAGUAACGCAUUGUCUUUUUAGAUGGCGAGAUGUUCAGCGACAGCUUCAAAGUUAUUAAGGUGAACGAUUUCAUCUGGGAGGUUGAAGGGAAAUCGAUCACCGUUAAAGAAGGUGUCGAUGGUGCUCUUUUGGGGGCCAACCCUUCGGCUGAAGAAGCGGAGGAGGUCGAAGAUGGCGUCAUAACCGUUAUUGACUUGGUUUAUGCCCACCAAUUGCAAGAGUCUUCGCCUGGUUCAAAGAAAUAUUACAUGGACUUCCUGAAAGACUACCUUAAAAAGCUUAAGACCAAGAUGGAAGCUGACAAAGUCGAUGAAACAACCAUAGCCAAGUUUAUGAAGGAGUCGCAGGCCUACGUCAAGGAGAAACUCCUGGCCGACUUCAACAACUUGACAUUUUACCAACCCAAGACCUCCAGUGAUGAAUUCUACUUCAUCCCAAUGAACUACCGCGACGAUGAAUCUACGCCUUACUUCGUCUUUUUUGCAAAUGGCCUUAAAGAAGAGAAGGUUUAA